Laetiporus sulphureus 93-53 is the source of this 885-nucleotide messenger RNA. RefSeq lists its product as uncharacterized. The coding region runs from base 1 to 885 and encodes 294 amino acids. The record is from RefSeq and is a predicted model, not a curated record. Gene Ontology annotation, cellular component: SAM complex. Gene Ontology annotation, biological process: mitochondrion organization. Lineage: Eukaryota; Fungi; Basidiomycota; Agaricomycetes; Polyporales; Laetiporaceae. The transcript has 3 exons.
AUGUCGACUGUACCAGGGCUUUCCCUUCCGAAGCCACUGCGACAUUUCUUCGCGCUUUUCCCUCUCUAUACGCAUGCGUCCGUCCCUUCCCCAUACACCGCCCAACCUGUUACCGCGCCCACGCUCUGGAUCCAUGCUCCUCGUGAUGAAACUUCGGAUCUCCUCAGCAGCGAUGUCGAGUGUCUGAAAUGGCAAGCGUACCUAGCCCUGCGUGGGUUGUCACAAGUCUAUGUCCGGUCGGACGUCUCGCAAGAUGGUGCGCUCGAAGGAAGACUGCCUAACCUACAUGUCCCUGCAAAGGAUGGGGAUCCGGGCGGGGAGCUCCUUGCUGCGCACCUGAUAUCAGAAUGGGUGGAUAAACAGAAGGGAGGGCUCGGUGAGUUGGAGGGGUACGUAGACGAGGCAGCCCGGGACGAGAGCCGUUCAUGGUUCUCAUUGCUGGAGGGGAACGUGCAUGCUGCCCUUACACUCUCGCAAUCGCCGCCUCCCUUCCUCGCUUCGCUGUUGUCACCUUUUCCCGUGAAGCAUCGAACAAUCGAGACAAUGCUGAAUCCGCCACCUGCAUUUCUUACUGGUAUAAGCUCCCUUAUCCCGCCUUAUGGAGUACACGUCGAUCGCACUGCCGUAACGCUGCAGUAUAGGGACGCGAUUGCAGCAUUGUCCGACCGGUUAGGCACAGACAGGUGGUUCCUUGGCUCAACGAAUCCGACAAAACUGGAUGCUCUUGUCUUUGCAUAUCUGCACUGCAUCCUGCACUCCAAAGACAACGCGGUACGCAUCGAAGUAUCUCGGCGGGUGAAUCUCGAGGCAUGGGAACGUCGGGUACAAGAACUGGUCUGCGCUGCUUUCGAACGUAGACCCUCAGUACAGAACAAAGCGCCGUGA